Penicillium alfredii is the source of this 2184-nucleotide messenger RNA. It is a transcript of the gene mvp1, whose product is annotated as sorting nexin Mvp1. The record is from RefSeq and is a predicted model, not a curated record. The coding region runs from base 1 to 2184 and encodes 727 amino acids. Gene Ontology annotation, cellular component: endosome. Gene Ontology annotation, biological process: protein targeting to vacuole; retrograde transport, endosome to Golgi. Gene Ontology annotation, molecular function: phosphatidylinositol-3-phosphate binding. Lineage: Eukaryota; Fungi; Ascomycota; Eurotiomycetes; Eurotiales; Aspergillaceae. The transcript is spliced from 5 exons.
AUGUCCCUUUUCGGCCCUUCUCCCGAGGAACCCUCUACGGGCAACUCCGCCCAGAGACCCAAGUCCUCCCUUUUCGCUGAUGAACCCGUCGCUGGCUCCUCGCUUUUCGCGGACGAUGACGGCGACGACAGCUCCUCUUCGCGAUGGAACAUCCAGAAUAAUACUGCCAAGAGGUACGCUCGGCGCGAUAUCGCUCGGACUUUGCUCCCUGCCACCGAUGUUCCCGAGAGCUAUGUGGAUGCGUAUGAUUCCCUUCUGAAUAGCGGGGAAAGGGUUGGAUCGGGCGUUGGCUUGACCUCAAUCCGCGAAAUACUGUCAAGCAGUCAAUUGAGUGCCUCGGAUCAAGGUAAGAUCUUCAACCUUGUCGUAUCGAGCGACCGUGAAAGUUCCAACGAGCUGGGGCGCGGCGAGUUCAAUGUGCUCUUGGCGCUGGUCGGCCUCGCGCAGGAAGGAGAAGACCUGUCAUUCGACGCAGUGGAUGACCGUCGCAAAAAGUUGCCCCAGCCGAAAAGCACCUAUCUGGAAAAGCUGCAAACACCCCACGAUCCCGCUUCCAAGCGACCAAACACACCUCCGGCCCAAUCUACGGUCCCACAAGAACCAAACUCAACCCGGUCUACGCGAUCUACACGGUCGAGGCCAGAGACCUUGGGUGGCUUGGAGUCAGAUCCAUGGGGCAGUCCGGAAUUACACAGGGGUCAUAAUCACGAGCCAGCAGAGGCUGAUCCACGUAUAUUGAAUGGCUAUGGGAGUAUGCGAUCCACGACCAAUGCCUGGUCCAACAGAAUGGCUGAAGAAACAAACCAUGGCGACGUACGUCAGCCGGAGCAUCCCAACGGUCAACCCGAUUUGGCACCGCCCAGCACCUCGGGAUCGGGAUGGGGGAACAGCUUCGAAAGAUCCCCUGGCGACGAUGCUGGCUUCGGUGGUGUCGACCGCUCGGGACUGGGCAACUUUGGGCCCCCAGCGGAAGAUUCCAGCACCGCCGCGCCACCACGUCGGUCCUUGGGUCUUGGCCGGGUCACGAACCCACGUCUGGAGGAGGCUGUCACGGUAACCCUCCUGCCGGAGAAGGAGGGCAUCUUUAUGUUCCAGCAUCGAAAUUACGAGGUCAAAUCGGCCCGAAGAGGCAGCACUGUGAUUCGCAGAUACAGCGAUUUUGUAUGGCUGCUGGACUGCUUGCAAAAACGCUUUCCAUUCCGGCAAUUACCUCUUCUUCCACCCAAGCGUGUAUCAGUCAAUGGCACUCACCUUUCAGCGGAUUCCAAUUCUUUUCUUGAAAAGCGUCGCCGAGGACUCGUGCGGUUCACCAAUGCCCUCGUUCGUCACCCCGUUCUUGGCCAGGAGCAACUCGUGAUCAUGUUCUUAACCGUCCCCACGGAACUCUCGGUGUGGCGCAAACAGGCCACGAUAUCGGUUCAGGAUGAGUUUUUCGGCCGUGCUCUCCCACCCGAUCUGGAAGACUCAUUACCCGCCACUCUCACAGACACCUUUGAUACCGUUCGAAGCGGUGUCAGACGGUCCGCUGAGAUUUAUAUUAACCUGUGCACGUUGCUCGAGCGACUCUCCAAGCGCAACGAAGGCCUGGCUGCCGAUCACCUGCGGUUUUCGCUCGCCCUACAGUCUUUGACUGAGGCCACCAAGGACACAUACUCCGUCGAUACCAACGACAUUCCCUCCCUUAAUGAAGGCAUUACGUCCACUGCUCGACACCUGUCGACCAGUCAGAGUUUGCUGGAAGAUGAAGCACGAGCAUGGUCGGAAGGCGUUCUGGAGGACUUGAAGCGCCAGCGUGACUGUCUCGUGAGUGUGCGCGAGAUGUUCGAUCGACGGGACCGGUACGCGCGCAACAACAUUCCGCAGCUGGAGCGGCGCAUCGAGACCAACGAGCGGAAACUCCAAGAUCUGCGCACGCGGCCUCCGGGUACUGCGAAACCGGGGGAGAUCGAGAAGGUGGAGGACUCUAUUUUCAAGGAUAAAGAAUCGAUCGUUGAACAGCAUGCUCGGGGGGUAUUUAUCAAGGAGUGCAUUCGGGACGAGCUUGUGCAUUUCCAGCAGAGUCAGUACCACAUUAGCCGACUGCAUCAGGACUGGAGCCAAGAACGCGUGAAAUACUCCGAGCUACAGGCCGACAACUGGCGUCGUCUGAGCGAUGCUGUGGAGGGGAUGCCGAUGGGCGAGUAG